This is a messenger RNA of Aegilops tauschii subsp. strangulata, 930 nucleotides long. RefSeq lists its product as uncharacterized. Gene Ontology annotation, molecular function: nucleic acid binding. The record is from RefSeq and is a predicted model, not a curated record. Lineage: Eukaryota; Viridiplantae; Streptophyta; Magnoliopsida; Poales; Poaceae. Gene Ontology annotation, biological process: DNA integration.
AUGGAAAUUGUCUUCAAGCUCCACGGACCUCCGGACAAGAUGGUUUCAGAUCAGGAUCGGAUCUUCCCUAGCCGGGUGUGGCAAGAGCUGGCCAAGCUGACACGGACCACACUUAACAUAUCGUCAGCGCGGCACCCGCAGACCGACGGGACUACUAAAAGGGUUAACCAGUGCAUGGAGCUUUACUUGAGAUGCUUCGUCCACAAUUGUCCGAGCAAAUGGGCUGACUGGCUGGCGUUGACGGAGUUCUGGUACAACACAUCAUACCACUCAGUGCUCAAAUCAUCUGCCUUCGAGGUGCUGUAUGGCCACAAACCUCGAUUUUUCGGCAUCACCAACAUCGCUGAUGAUACGGUGUCUGACCUGGCGGCAUGGACGAAAGAUCGAGCAACAGUGUUGCCAUCCCUGAAGCAACAUUUGCACCGCGCACGCCAAGUAAUGAAGGCCAAGCGGACCAUACCGAGUGUCACUAGACGCGUCGGCGAGGUGGUGUACAGAUUGGCGCUGCCUGAGCAUGCCAAGAUCCAUCCCGUCAUCCACGUGUCUCAGCUCCACGCGGGCGUGCCUCCGGACACACAAAUCAUGCCGGAGUUGCCUGUUCUCGACGAGGAUGUCCUACCCUUCCAAGUACCAGCAACCAUUCUUCAGCGCCGUGACGUGCAGCGCGAGUCCGGCAAGUACCGCAAGUGCUGGUUCAUUGGUCUGGAUUUCCUCGGUCGCUGGCCACCUGGGAAGAUGAAGUGCCUCUCCACGCCAGGUUUUCUCGAGCCUUGGCUUGGGGACAAGCCAAAAUGCAAGGGGGGAGGAAUGUCACAGGAACUACUGAAGGCCAAAGCCCAGCACCGCCAGACCGGCCCAAGAGGACCGACAAGUGACUGGGCUAGUGUGGAGCAAGUGAGGCUACUUAAGGCGAGGCAAGAAACUAGCUAG